Messenger RNA from Cicer arietinum (chickpea), 2516 nucleotides. RefSeq names its product pentatricopeptide repeat-containing protein At5g10690. Gene Ontology annotation, molecular function: protein binding. NCBI's taxonomy places the organism in Eukaryota, Viridiplantae, Streptophyta, Magnoliopsida, Fabales, Fabaceae. The record is from RefSeq and is a predicted model, not a curated record.
GAUCCACCACACACAGACACAGUUGGUGACUCUGCUAGAGAUUGCAGAUUACAGAGAGAGAGAGAGAGAGAGAGAGUUUUUCCUUAUUGGAAUUCCAUGGCGAAUGGAUAGAAUAGCUUAACCAACCAAAAUGCUCCAAUCUCACAUUUUCUCUUCACUCACUGUUCCACUCCACUCAAAGCCACGUCAUCCCUCACACAUUUCCUUCUCUUCAUUUUUUUCUUGUUCUUGUUCUUGUUCAUCUUCUUUUCCAAUACGACGCCGUUUGGUCAAUCCUCGCAAAACAAAUCUCAAGCACCUCACUUCUCGCAUAGUUCAACUCACUCGCCGAAAACAGCUUCGCCAGAUUAUGCAUGAAAUUGAGGUCGCUAAGAAACAUUUUGGGAAGUUGAAUACGAUAGUGAUGAAUGCGGUCAUAGAAGCUUGUGUGCGUUGCGGUGACAUCGAUUCAGCUCUUAAGAUUUUCGAAGAGAUGAAAAAUCCCGAAGCUUGUGGUGUUGAUACUAUCACCUAUGCUACGCUUUUGAAGGGGUUAGGCAAGGCACGGAGAUUUGAUGAAGCUUUUCGAUUGCUUGAAUCUGUCGAAAAUGGUACUGCUGCGGGAAGUCCAGAGUUGUCAGCACCAUUGGUCUUUGGUUUGCUAAAUACCUUAAUAGAAGCAGGAGACUUGCGUCGUGCAAAUGGCCUCCUUGCCUGUUAUGGUUUUGUUCUUCGUGAAGGCGGACAUUUUUCAGUCUCAGUAUACAACCUACUAAUAAAGGGGUAUAUAAACGCAGGCUGUCCUCACACUGCAAUAAACAUGCACACUGAAAUUUUACAUCAAGGAAUAAUGCCUGAUAGGCUGACGUAUAACACACUACUUUUAGCAUGUGUUCAGUGUGAAAAGUUGGAUGUUGCCAUGCAAUUAUUUGAGGAAAUGAAGGGAAAAGCAAAAGAACUCAUCCACCAUGAUCUGUUUCCAGAUAUCAUUACAUACACCACAUUGCUCAAGGGUUUUGGGCAGGCAAAGGAUCUUGUUUCAGUUGUGCAAAUAGUGCUGGAAAUGAAAUCAUGUUCCGAGUUAUACAUUGAUAGAACUGCUUACACUGCAAUAGUUGAUGCUUUACUAAAAUGUGGCUCAGUUAAAGGUGCUCUGUGUAUUUUUGGAGAAAUACAGAAGCUGGUUGGUCGGAAUCCAGAGUUCAGACCAAAGCCUCAUCUCUAUCUUUCCAUGAUGCGUGCCUUUGCUUUUCGAGGAGAUUAUGGUCUAGUUAAAAAUUUGCAUAAGCGGAUUUUGCCAGAUACUGCAGGAACUAUCUUACCAGUUUCCCAAGAAGAAGCCGACCACCUUCUAAUGGAAGCGGCCCUUAACGCUGGCCAGGUUGAUGUUGCUAUUAAAACUCUUACAUAUAUUGUUUCAAAAUGGAAGGGCAUAUCCUGGACAAGUCAUGGAGGCAUGGUUGCUUCUCGUAUUGAGGCCUUAUUGGGAUUCUCAAUAUCUCUAUUCAGUCCUUUCUUACUUCCUCAGGUUUCACCUUCUGAACUGGUUGAGGGUUUCAUGAUACCAUUUGAAGCAACACGGCCACUACAAGGUACCAUAAAGCUGAAGGAUGUGGUAACACGUUUCUAUAAUGAUGCGGUUGUUCCUAUUGUAGAUGAGUGGGGCAGUUGUACAGGGCUGUUGCACCGCGAAGACUGCAAUCAGUUGGAUGCUCCACUUUCAACAAUGAUGAGAAGCCCUCCUCCCAGAGUUACGACUUCAACAUCUGUUGGUCAUGUAAUUGAUUUAAUUUUGACGAAGCAUUACCCAAUGGUUAUCAUUGUAAAUUACACCAACACUUAUGCUACUUCAUACGGCUGUAGAGCAGUUGGAGUUUUCACAUUAGACCAAUUGAAUAGGCUUAUCAAACCUGUAUCUGAAGUGAAAGACACAGACCUUUCACUCUGCAGAAGAUAGUAAGAUAACAUGUUUAGUUGGGCACUAAAAUCUAAAAUUUAAACUUUAGUGGUAUAAAAAAAUGCAUUAGUUUAAAAACGAUGAGUUUCCACUGCGGGAAAAUGAAAAUUUUCUAGUUUGCUCUGAAUGCCUAGGACUGUAUUUUUCUCAAAUGAUUAUGGGGGAUUCAUUAUGCCAGCUUAAACCUCAUUCUUAAAUAGGUAAUAGGGUGUUCAGUUGCAGAUAAACCAAAUUCUUGUUAUAACGAAAGUCCUCAAGAAGAGUAGUAGAAAUGUGCAAGUUUAUUGCCUUGAAGGAGAAUCAGAAUCGAACCACAAGAAAAUCUCAAAGGUGCUCGAAGCUAAGGAAGAUAAAAUCGUUGAAGGAGGAGUCCCUGUUAAUUAUUGCUUUUGGACCACCUUAGUGGAUGGUUUAUUUUUAAAUUAUUUCAGUUUUUUAUUCUAGUCAACAAGUGGUUUCUACAUUUUAGGAGAAAGUAGUUUUUGUUAUCCCACAUUCCUAGUUUUGUGGUGGUGUUUGUUUUGAUUUUAAAAACACUAUGUGUAUUGUUAGAGUGAAUAAAAGAAUUCAAUUUCCCCAA